CGAGCGUAGUCAAUAAUAGUAUUUGACCGGAAUAGUGCAAAAAUGACCGGAGUUAUCCUCGCUAUCGUGCUGUGUCUUUCCGUGGCAAUAAGGGCUGAGUUUCCCGAUGAUCCCAAGCCUUGCAAAUACGCCGAUGGCGACUGUAUCGUAAAACUGGUGAACACGAUGUUCCAGGAGCGAUCUUCUGCUGCGGAUCCCAGUCUGAAUCUGAAGCAGUUGGAACCUCUAAAGAUCGACUCAAUGACCGUAAGCCAAGGAGAAGAAAAAAGCCCAGUAGCCAUUAAUCUAAAGUUUACGAAUAACUUAUUGUACGGCAUCAAAGAUAUAACGUUUACCAAGGUUAAGGGUUUCGAUAAGGAUCCUACCGCCGUGCAUGAAAUCAAGGCCGUUACCAAAGUGUUCUCCAUGAUAGGUCCCUACACAAUCAAGGGCAAAGUACUUAUCCUGCCAAUAAGUGGAACUGGACAAAGUAACAUUACGCUGGUCAACAUGAAAGCCAUCAUCAGAUUCUCCGGCAAGGCGGUGGAGAAAAACGGUGAAACCUACCUAGACGUCGAUGAUCUGAAACUUUCCAUCAAGCCGGAAUCGGCACACUUCUACUUUGGAAAUCUUUUCAACGGAGACAAGGCCCUGGGAGACAACAUGAAUGUAUUUUUGAACGAAAAUUCGGAAGCCAUCUAUCAGGAAACAGGUGCAGCCAUUGAAAAGGCAUUUGGGGACAAGUUCAUGGAAAUUGUGAAAGACGUGUUUUCCAAGCAUCCGUACGCCAAGUUGUUUGCCCAGGAGUAGGUAAACAAAUUAUAUU
This is a messenger RNA of Drosophila bipectinata, 805 nucleotides long. RefSeq names its product takeout (gene to). NCBI's taxonomy places the organism in Eukaryota, Metazoa, Arthropoda, Insecta, Diptera, Drosophilidae. The record is from RefSeq and is a predicted model, not a curated record.